Messenger RNA from Penicillium maclennaniae, 639 nucleotides. RefSeq lists its product as uncharacterized. The transcript has a single exon. The record is from RefSeq and is a predicted model, not a curated record. NCBI's taxonomy places the organism in Eukaryota, Fungi, Ascomycota, Eurotiomycetes, Eurotiales, Aspergillaceae. The coding region runs from base 1 to 639 and encodes 212 amino acids.
AUGUCUCGCGUCUUCCUUCCCUCUCCUCGGUCUGCCCGGCUGCCUCUGCCCUACAGCCGUCCGGUGCCAGCGCCGAGUCACUCAGGUUUAUCCUCUCCCCUCUCCCAGCGCGCUAAGAUCUACACAGACAAGGACUUGAAGCAUCAGCUUCCCAUUUUUGAGCGUAUCCGCGUCAGUGCGGCUGUUGCUCGUGCGCGUCGUCUCGACGAAGAGGCGUACCUGUCCCUGCGCUCUGGCAAUCGUGGUCUGGGUAAGUCCUCCUCUGGCCGUGCCUCUCUCUCUCCCCUACCUCCCCGCGGGAUUCUCAAGAACUCUGUGGUCCCUGCACCCAAUGCUGCUGGACGUCGCGUUCACUUUGGUGGCAAGACUGUGCAUGCAGUUAGUCGGUGGAUGGUUCCAGAUCCUCAUCGCGCCCGGCGCGAGGCAAAGACUCGACGAAUCGCUCGCAGGGAGUCUUCUUCUCCCGCUGCCCCUCCAGUGCCUGCGAUUCCCGGAACCUUCCCAGAGGAGAGUGAUAAGGACUCCGAUGAGUCCACCAGUCGCCUCGACAAUGGUUGGGGCAUUGGUCGAGUCUUCCUGGGUUCGGCGAUCGUGGCUGUCGUUGGUGUUCUGGCUCUUGUCCGCUACAAUUUCCUGUGA